CAGAGGGAGGGCGCAGGCAACGGCCCUCUUCUGGAGGGAGGGGGGGGUGCUUAUUAUAACAACUAUAUACGCACAUGUGUGACCUGCUUGGCCGUACUAUAGGUCAUAUGUGGAUAAUAGUUAAUUUAAAAAAAAAAAAGAAAAAGAAAAAAAAACAUACAACGGCGACUUUCCAUUUAAAAUGCCUAUUUUAGUUUUCCUGUUAGACACGUCCGCCUCUAUGAAUCAGCGCACUUAUUUGGGUACGACGUAUCUGGACAUUGCUAAAGGCGCGGUUGAGGUCUUUAUGAAGCUGCGUGCCCGAGACCCGGCUAGUAGAGGCGACAGGUACAUGCUAGUUACAUUCGAUGAUCCACCAUACGGAGUGAAGGCAGGGUGGAAGGAGAACCAUGCCACCUUCAUGUGUGAGCUGAAGAACCUGCAAGCGUCUGGGCUGACGACAUUAGGCCAUGCUCUCCGCACAGCCUUUGACCUGCUUAACCUCAACCGCCUCGUCUCAGGCAUUGACAAUUAUGGACAGGGCCGUAACCCUUUCUUCCUUGAGCCAUCUGUAAUCAUCACUAUCACUGAUGGCAACAAACUCACACAUAACUCUGGGGUCCCAGAUGAGCUGCACCUGCCUCUGAACUCACCUCUGGCAGGGAGCGAGUUGACCAAAGAGCCCUUCCGCUGGGAUCAGAGGUUAUUCGCGCUGGUGCUUCGGCUUCCUGGAGCCGCUACUGCAGACAACGAGCAGCUUGGCAGCGUCCCCACCGAUGAGUCCGCCAUCACCCAAAUGUGUGAAGUCACAGGAGGGCGAUCCUACUGCGUCCGAACACAAAGAAUGCUGAAUCAGUGUCUUGAGUCUCUUGUCCAAAAAGUUCAAAGUGGCGUUGUCAUUAAUUUUGAGAAAACUGGGCCAGAUCCACCUCUUAUAGGGGAUGACAACUCAGUGGAGUCAAGCCGCUCUGUGUCGUCCUUCAGUCCACAGCUGUGGCACAGUUGCCACAAACUCAUCUAUGUGCGCCCCAACCCGAAAACGGGGGUGCCAGUUGGACAUUGGCCCAUACCAGAGUCUUUCUGGCCGGACCAGAACUCUCCUACACUUCCCCCUCGCACUGCCCAUCCUGUGGUGCGUUUCUCCUGUGUAGACUGUGAGCCAAUGGUGAUAGACAAGCUUCCAUUUGACAAAUACGAACUGGAGCCCUCGCCUCUCACCCAAUACAUUUUGGAAAGGAAGUCUCCACACAUGUGCUGGCAGGUGUUUGUUAGCAGCAGCGGGAAGCAAACCGACCUGGGCCAGCCUUUUGGUUACCUGAAAGCCAGUACCACUCUCACUUGUGUCAACCUCUUUGUCAUGCCUUAUAACUACCCAGUGCUCCUUCCACUCCUUGAUGACUUGUUCAAAGUGCACAAACUAAAACCAAACCUCAAGUGGCGACAAGCCUUGGAGAUGUACCUUAAAACGAUGCCUCCAUACUAUCUUUUGCCUUUAAAAAAGGCCCUAAGGAUGAUGGGGGCACCAAAUUUAAUUGGCGACAGCAUGGACUGUGGUCUGAGUUAUAGUGUCAUCUCUUAUCUGAAGAAGCUCAGCCAGCAGGCUAAAAUAGAGUCUGAGCGGUUAAUUGUAUCUGUGGGGAAGAAGGCGCCCCAGGAAACUGGCAUAAGGGUGAAGAACCACUCCAGCUCCUUGUCUCUGGCCCACCGGCAAGAUUUUAAGCAGCUACUACAUGGAAUCACAGGAGAAGGUCCACUUCGCAUGGUGGAUAUCAACUUCAAGGAGUUUUCCGGCUUUCAGAUCGCCCUGCUCAACAAAGAUGUUAAGCCUCAAGCUUACAGAAAUGCCUACGACAUCCCAAGAUGGAAUCUUCUGGAUCAGCUCACUCGAAUGCGCUCUAAUUUACUGCGGACUUCACAAAAACUAGUCAGAGGGCAGGAUGAAGAUUACCUGCAUAGUAUCCCAGUGGCUCAGAUGGGAAACUACCAGGAGUACCUGAAGAUGAUGCUGUCUCCUCUGAGAGAAAUCGACCCCGAUCAACCUAAACGAUUACACACCUUUGGGAAUCCUUUCAAGCAGGAUAAGAAGGGCAUGAUGAUCGAUGAGGCUGAUGAGUUUGUCUUGGGCCCUCAAAACAAAAAAAGGGCAAAUUCCAGUGACUCAAAUGCGGGUGCCACUCUGAAGAGAAGGCGGAGCAUGUCACCGUUACUACGGCGGCCCCAGACUGCACUAGUCAGCACCAACCACAUUCUGAUUGGAAAGAGUCCAGCUGGGGCUCAAGGGCAACAUAAUCUACUUAAAGUCAUCCCACAGCACAAAGGGCUGGUGAUCACUGAGAGCAAUGGUGAUGGCGUUUUUGGGCCUGAGUCGGGGGAGAAUUGGCCCAGUGAGGUGGACCCUGUGGUGGGUACCCAACCUUCUCUCAGCUUGCAGGGAAAAGCCACGCCAGAAGCAGUGGAUCGGGGGGAGGACAUAAACAUUGCCGAGGAGAAACCAGUGGUUCAAGAUGGUCUCGAGGAGCAUACAUUAGAGGAGAGAUACAACUGUGAGCGACUGAGUCCACAGAGCCAGUUGGAGAGCUCAGAUAGUGAGCCGGCUGUGCUGGAGACCAUAUUCAUACCGCCACUGGAUGGCAGCCAAGCAGAACUGCGGACGCGUGUGAUCAAGGAGGUCCGCAAACCUGGUCGAAACUUUGGGGCGAUACUAGAACUACUGCAGCUAGUAAAAGGACCGAUCAAUGUCCAGCGCUACUUUAUCCAACACGCCAUCAAAGAGGCCUCACGGUUCAAGAAGCAGAUGUUGAUCCAGCAGUUAGAGCUUACUCUCGCCGAGCUGGACGAAAAGCAUGGUACACCAUCACAACUUCCCAGUGAUCCUGCCAGUUAAGGAACAUCAAUUGAGCUGUGUGUAGCGAUGUAUAAUACAAUGAGAGGCCAAACAUAAGACAAGCAAAGGACAAAGGCGCUUCUAUGCGAAGGGUCCACAUGCGGUUACGUCACAUCCUGUUACAGGCCAAGGGGAGGCUUAUCUGCACGAUACAUUCAUUGGGGAUAAGUAGAAAGACUUUAUGAAUAUAAUCCUCUGCAUACUGACAGAUGAUAUCCACAAUCAUUCAGUAGACAAACACUCCACCAUACAGACAUUAAGCCAUAAAACAUCCUUAAAUGGCAGCACAGAUCUUUCUUCAGCUGGUCUGAAACGUGUUUCUGAGGCUUAAACCACUGUUUUAAAAACGAUGACGUGAGUGACCUCCCGUUUGUACUCCCACGACUGCUCUCUUUUCACCUCUGUUAGUGAGACGUGUGUAUCUAUAAUUCUAUGAUGUGAAAGCAAUAUAUACCAUAUGUACCGUUGAGGUUGGCAUUAUUGCUCCCUUAAAUUUGAAUUAUAUUGUCCGCAUAUCUUCCUAAAAGUCAAUGCAAAUGAACUAAUUUUGCACAAUUAGAAUAUUUUAUAAAAUGAAAAAGACAUCUCAGCAUCCAAAUAUUUAUUGUGCAACCUUUGGGGACAAUGCCUCAACAAUGACUCUGUUUAAUAUCCUGGUGCGCCUGCAUGUGUUAUUCGGACUAUUUUAGGGACACUUUGUGGUAUGGCUGAUUUGAGCUCACGCUGAAGGUUUUAAUGGGAUUUUGGUCGGGCAAGUUUUAAACAGUCCUUCUUAGCCGUGAGGUGUCUUCUAAAACGCACUUACUAAGCAGUCCAUGGUAAUCUGAUAGCUUUCAGUGCCAGAGAAAGCCAAAAGAAUUGACCUCACAAGAGACUCUCCACCAUAUUAUACGAAGGAUGGUGUUAUUUUACCCUCUCGUUUCGUGUAGUUGCCGAGAAACAAAAUCAACUCAAAUUCAUUCCGUUUGAACUUAUCAAUUACUUGUUUUGCAAAAGUAAUAUUGUACCCAUGAAAUCAGAAAGUAGCAGUUUUUUUUUAUCUGGAAAUUUUAUGAGCAAAUAAUUAUUAUUAUUAUUAUUUUUUUUUUACUUUUUAGGCUGUGAAACUUAUUGAUCAGUUUCAGACAAUGAAUAAAAUCUGCAAACUAUAUUUCAUAUUUAUUUCCAUUUUACAUCCUGAGAUGUUGAUGUUGAGGAACUUCCGUUUAUGCGCCGAUUAUACAAGAUUAGUUCAUUUGCAAUUAUUUCUAUUAUGAGUUUCUUCUCAAUUACGGUAGUGCUCAAAAGUUCAGAGGGGGUCAACCAUCCUGACAUGACUGACUGUAAAAGUUCACAAAUUAAUUUCACGUCAUCUUAAGGCGAUUAAAAAGUCUCCACCGGGGGAUGUUUUUAAUCGAAAUUGAGAUCAGUACUCACAUGCUGCAAAACAAAUGACAUGCAAUAGUGUUCUUAGAGACACAAAUGUUCUAAAGUGGUAAUGUAUCAGUGUUAGAGGAUGUACUGUAUGUUGACAAAAUGCAGAGAGGUCCGGCUCCUUUAUAGCAACAGAAUGUUUUCAUUCUUGCGUGCAGCUGUCCGUGUCCCUUGUGAACACGCACAUUUUACAAUGUCACUCUAUGGGAGAUUAUAAGAAGAUUGGAAGUCAUUUCUAGGAAAUUGACCAUAACCACUGACCUGAAAAUUACAUCUCUCAUUUUAAGUCCCUAAAAGUAGGCCAAGCUAUGAGCGCACACUUCUUCACCCAUUACAGGGGCUCCAUUGACAGGCAGUGUGACAAUUUCAUUUGAAGGAAUUUGUGCAUCGUUCAGUUCCUGCUCAGUGACGUGUCUAUGUGUCCUGCGACUGACUGGCGACCAGUUCAGGAUGUAGGCCGUCGGUCGCCCGAAGUCAGCUGGGAUAGGCUCGGGCGCCCCGCAACCCUGAACAGGAUAAGGAGCAUUUGAGAAUGGAUGGAUGAGAAUAGAUGGAAUUUGUGCAUCUGUGUUGCCUCUGUUGGCAGUUACAUCUGCUGCAAUGAUGACGUAACAACCCCCUCCUUGUUUUCAUGACCAAUGUACACUACUGUUUCAUGUUCAUAAGGAAGACUGAUUAUUUUUGUGAAUUUGUUCAUUUCAGAGGAAGACAAAUAUUUUGAAAGUCAAUUUUGUAAACUUAAGAGUUUUAUUGAAUUUUUGUACAAAACAAAUAAACCACCUUUAAAAUGGUAUCUACUGUUUCAAAGAAGUACAUGUCUACCUACCAAUGAAGUUACAUGCAUAUUUG
This is a messenger RNA of Phycodurus eques (leafy seadragon), 5125 nucleotides long. It is a transcript of the gene ints6l, whose product is annotated as integrator complex subunit 6 like. Lineage: Eukaryota; Metazoa; Chordata; Actinopteri; Syngnathiformes; Syngnathidae. The transcript is spliced from 18 exons. The record is from RefSeq and is a predicted model, not a curated record. Gene Ontology annotation, biological process: snRNA 3'-end processing. The coding region runs from base 182 to 2863 and encodes 893 amino acids. Gene Ontology annotation, cellular component: integrator complex.